UAGGGAAAAAAAAAAGGCGAAAGCGAGCCAAAAAAAAAAAUAAAAAAAAGCAGAGCAAAAAUUUUCUAAAUUUCCCAACUUUUUUGCUUAGUCAAGAAGCUUCUCCUCCGCCGAAAUUUCGAGUUCACUGGAAAGUUUAGUUUUUUCUUCUCCGUUCGCGUUCUACUUUCUCUGGUUGUUCGCUUGAAGCUGCAUUUGGUAGGUUAACAUUUGGAAACAAUGUUUGGAACUGUGGAAUACUAUGAAGAGAUGUUUCAAGACAGUACUUUUCUUCAGUCAAAAAGUGGAUCACUUUCUUCAACAAAUCAAACUAAAAAUCCUGUUGCGUACAAGCUUGUGCGGGUUGCAGAAGAUGGGAGACUAGUUCCUGCAACUGAUGAAGAAAUGUUGGAGGUCAAAGAGUUACUUGAGAAGAAUGAGAAUGAUAUGCCUGUUUUGCCAGAUCCUAGACAGACUGAGGAUUACAUUCCCGACGAAGGUUCACCUUCUCAGUUUCUGCAGCUAGAAUGUUUUGAAGGCUUAUAUGAGCCGGAAACUGCAGAAGCAUAUACAGAAAUUUUUGAUCCGGGCUUAUUUCAGUCAGAAACUGCAGAAGCAUAUCCAGAAAAUUUGAAUUCUCGACUUGAGGAAGUCCAAUCCGAGGCUUUGCUGCGGGAGCCAGUUCGUUUUCCAUCAAAUGGAUGCAGUAUGAAUCAAUGUAGGGAUGUGUCACCAUACUCAAAUGCUACAGGUAGUCCUAAAGAACCUGCUGCGUGUAAACCUGAAGUUUCUAGAGUAGCAGGCGAGAUAUGCUUGGAUGAUCUUUCAAUCAAAUCAUUGCAAGAUACAUUCAGAGCAAAGUUUGGUCGUGAAACUACUUGCAAGAGCAAACAAUGGCUGAAAAGGAGGAUCACAAUGGGAAUGAUUAAUUCAUCUAUUGUUCCAACAACUAGCCUGAAAAUUUAUGAUAACAAACUGGUUGGUGGAGGUCAAGACAAUGCUUUUAGCAACGAUACAGUAGAUGAAGCAAGAGCUAUGGAAAGCAAAGAUACGCCAUCUAGUCCUGAUUGCUUAAAGGGACAUUCAAAUGAUUUUGGGCGUAGUCCUGUUGAGACUUUUGUGGACCAUUAUUCUGGGAAUGAAGAUUUUGAAGGUGGAUAUAGGUCUGCAAAAAGAGUUAGGAAGCCUAGUAGGAGAUACAUUGAAGAAAUUUCAAAACCCAAUGAAAAACAGCAAAGUGAUGAGUCAAUGACCCCUUCAAAAGAUCAGAGCUCUAUUCAAGCCGUUUCUUCAGGAGGGAGAGUUGUUAUCACCAGGAUGAUAUCCCUUGCUGGUUCCAGAAUUCAGGUUCCCUAUGUUUCUCAUGUAAGGAGAAGCCGUCCAAGAGAAAACAUAAUGGCACUUGGGGAGUUUCAUUCCAAGUCAUGGGAGGUGAAAGCUACUCCUGACAAGAGUAACCUGAAUCUAAGCCCAUCUCGGUGGAACAAUGAUGUGAAACGAGUUUCAGGUGUCAAAUCUGCUUCUAGACCUGUCAAGAAAGAAAGCAGUAAGGACCAUUUAAAACCAAUUUCUAAUGACGUGGAUCAAGACUACAUGGAGUCAGAGAACUUAGAUUCAUCUGGAGAGAGCUCAGAUGAGAAUAAUCGCGUUGAUCUACCAAUCACGCAAAGUGGAAUUAGAAGGAAGCAUCAUCGAGCUUGGACUUUCACUGAAGUUGAAAAACUUGUCGAAGGUGUGACGAAAUAUGGAGUAGGGAAAUGGUCUGAGAUCAAAAAGGUUUUAUUUUCAUCAUUCGUGUACCGUACCCCUGUUGAUCUCAAGGACAAAUGGCGAAAUUUACGGAGAGCAUGCUUUUCUCAAACUCCGUCAAACAGGAUGGGAGGUCCACAGAAACAGGGGUCAAUGGCCAUUCCUACACACAUUAUGUUGCAGGUAAGAGAGCUUGCUCAGAAACAGUCACCGGUUCGCAAGGGUAGUAGAGUAGUAGUGAAGGGAUCAUCAAGAAAUGGUUUCUUGUAGCGUUCCGUUUCGUUUCGUAAAGUAGAGUAGUAGUGAAGGGAUCAACUCUGCUCUUUUUGUUUGGAUUUUGUAGACUUAAAGGUAGUUUUUGUGAAUUAAACCGGAUUACUAACUGGCGUUAUUGGAAUUGAUAUGAGAUGGUUCCUUACUC
This is a messenger RNA of Camelina sativa (false flax), 2149 nucleotides long. RefSeq lists its product as uncharacterized. Lineage: Eukaryota; Viridiplantae; Streptophyta; Magnoliopsida; Brassicales; Brassicaceae. The record is from RefSeq and is a predicted model, not a curated record.